AUGGAGUCCGAUACUUCUGAAUUUUGUUAUGAAGCCAAAGGUGUUUCUAAACAGCUUAAAACUUUUAGUCAAAGAUUUCAAAGAGUUGAUAAGAACCGAAAACAAUAUGUGAAAAUACAUGUUAAUCAACCUAUUAUCUUGGAUAUUGUGAUAUCGCAAAGAUUAUUGAUUUUAUGGUACUUGCUUAACAAAUAUACUGGGAUCUUUGAUAUUACAUAUACAGAGCGUCAGUCAUUUUGGAUCUCACAAAGACAUCAAAACAGGUUUUUGGCCGUACCCGGAG
Funneliformis caledonium is the source of this 283-nucleotide messenger RNA. The record is from the annotation of a GenBank genome assembly. Lineage: Eukaryota; Fungi; Glomeromycota; Glomeromycetes; Glomerales; Glomeraceae.